Molecule: messenger RNA, 3823 nt
Organism: Gorilla gorilla gorilla (western lowland gorilla)
Lineage: Eukaryota; Metazoa; Chordata; Mammalia; Primates; Hominidae
Gene: MSR1
Product: macrophage scavenger receptor 1
Exons: 10
Coding region: 310-1665 (451 amino acids)
Biological process (GO): receptor-mediated endocytosis; zymogen activation
Cellular component (GO): plasma membrane
Molecular function (GO): scavenger receptor activity; serine-type endopeptidase activity
Source: RefSeq, a predicted model, not a curated record
AAUCUGCUGUAAAUUAUGUGCUUGUUUCAACAACCCUUGUUUCUUUUCCUUUUCACUUCUCUUUUUUUUUUUUAAAGCGGCCUAAAUGGGGUGAAGAGUGAGUUAUCUGACAAAUUUAGAUUUUGCAAACCUGUGCAUUCAUGAGAGUGCUAUUGAAACACAUUAAGAAAGAUUUUCAGCGCAGGAAUGUGUCAUUUCCUUUCUUCAUGUACCAGAUGCUGAAAUACUAUGAGAUAAAGAUUUUAGGUUUCAAUUGUAAAGAGAGAGAAGUGGAUAAAUCAGUGCUGCUUUCUUUAGGACCAAAGAAGUAUGGAGCAGUGGGAUCACUUUCACAAUCAACAGGAGGACACUGAUAGCUGCUCCGAAUCUGUGAAAUUUGAUGCUCGCUCAAUGACAGCUUUGCUUCCUCCGAAUCCUAAAAACAGCCCUUCCCUUCAAGAGAAACUGAAGUCCUUCAAAGCUGCACUGAUUGCCCUUUACCUCCUCGUGUUUGCAGUUCUCAUCCCUCUCAUUGGAAUAGUGGCAGCUCAACUCCUGAAGUGGGAAACGAAGAAUUGCUCAGUUGGUUCAACUAAUGCAAAUGAUAUAACUCAAAGUCUCAUGGGAAAAGGAAAUGACAGCGAAGAGGAAAUGAGAUUUCAAGAAGUCUUUAUGGAACACAUGAGCAACAUGGAGAAGAGAAUCCAGCAUAUUUCAGACAUGGAAGCCAACCUCAUGGACACAGAGCAUUUCCAAAAUUUCAGCAUGACAACUGAUCAAAGAUUUAAUGACAUUCUUCUGCAGCUAAGUACCUUGUUUUCCUCAGUCCAGGGACAUGGGAAUGCAAUAGAUGAAAUCUCCAAGUCCUUAAUAAGUUUGAAUACCACAUUGCUUGAUUUGCAGCUCAACAUAGAAAAUCUGAAUGGCAAAAUCCAAGAGAAUACCUUCAAACAACAAGAGGAAAUCAGUAAAUUAGAGGAGCGUGUUUACAAUGUAUCAGCAGAAAUUAUGGCUAUGAAAGAAGAACAAGUGCAUUUGGAACAGGAAAUAAAAGGAGAAGUGAAAGUACUGAAUAACAUCACUAAUGAUCUCAGACUGAAAGAUUGGGAACAUUCUCAGACCUUGAGAAAUAUGACUUUAAUUCAAGGUCCUCCUGGACCCCCAGGUGAAAAAGGAGAUCGAGGUCCCACUGGAGAAAGUGGUCCACGAGGAUUUCCAGGUCCAAUAGGUCCUCCGGGUCUUAAAGGUGAUCGGGGAGCAAUUGGCUUUCCUGGAAGUCGAGGACUCCCAGGAUAUGCCGGAAGGCCAGGAAAUUCUGGACCAAAAGGCCAGAAAGGGGAAAAGGGGAGUGAAAACACAUUAACUCCAUUUACGAAAGUUCGACUGGUCGGUGGGAGCGGCCCUCACGAGGGGAGAGUGGAGAUACUCCACAGCGGCCAGUGGGGUACAAUUUGUGACGAUCGCUGGGAAGUGCGCGUUGGACAGGUCGUCUGUAGGAGCUUGGGAUACCCAGGUGUUCAAGCCGUGCACAAGGCAGCUCAUUUUGGACAAGGUACUGGUCCAAUAUGGCUGAAUGAAGUGUUUUGUUUUGGGAGAGAAUCAUCUAUUGAAGAAUGUAAAUUUCGGCAAUGGGGGACAAGAGCCUGUUCACAUUCUGAAGAUGCUGGAGUCACUUGCACUUUAUGAUGCAUCAUAUUUUCAUUCACAACUAUGAAAUCGCUGCUCAAAAAUGAUUUUAUUACCUUGUUCCUGUAAAAUCCAUUUAAUCAAUAUUUAAGAGAUUAAGAAUAUUGCCCAAAUAAUAUUUUAGAUUACAGGAUUCAUAUAUUGAACACCUUCAUACUUACUAUUUUAUGUCUAUAUUUAAAUCAUUUUAACUUCUAUAGGUUUUUAAAUGGAAUUUUCUAAUAUAAUGACUUAUAUGCUGAAUUGAACAUUUUGAAGUUUAUAGCUUCCAGAUUACAAAGGCCAAGGGUAAUAGCAAUGCAUACCAGUAAUUGGCUCCAAUUCAUAAUAUGUUCACCAGGAGAUUACAAUUUUUUGCUCUUCUUGUCUUUGUAAUCUAUUUAGUUGAUUUUAAUUACUUUCUGAGUAACAGAAGGGAUCAGAAGAUAUCUUUUGUGCCUAGAUUGCAAAAUCUCCAAUCCACACAUAUUAUUUUAAAAUAAGAAUGUUAUCGAACUAUUAAGAUAUCUCAAUGUGCAAUAACUUGUGUAUUAGAUAUCAAUAUUAAUGAUAUGUCUUGGCCACUAUGGACCAGGGAGCUUAUUUUUCUUGUCAUGUACUGACAACUGUUUAAUUGAAUCAUGAAGUAAAUUGAAAGCAGGACAUAUGAGAAAACUGACCAUCAUUAUAUUUGUCCAGAUAAUUGGUGGAUCAAAAAUGCAACUUAACAGGAAGUUUAGUUUGUUAUGCAGUUUUAAAUGGAAUAAUUAGCUUGUUAUAAUUCUAGGACAUGGUGUUUAAAAUUUAAAUCUAAUUAAUCCAUUUUAACAAACAAUGCAAACAUCUUCAGUGCAGAAGGAAGAAAGGUUUCAACUUUUUGGAGUCUUUUAUGAAGUCAGUCAACAUUUACAACCAAAGGGGGGGGGGGGCUCCUUUAGUCCUAAAGGGACAAUAACUCUGAGCAUGCCCCAAAAAAGUAGCUUAGCAACCUUUUGUUGGUAGUCAACCCAUCUCCAGGGCCAUAGUGUAGAGUGUGAAAAGCUACCCUGAAACCCAGUAAUUCUACCCUGAAAGUGACUGUCUGCAGAAAGCCCAGUAGUUGAUAUUAAAGCACAAAUGAAUUCAACCUCAGCCCUGAAAAUAACAGAAUUCUGAAGUUUCCUAUGACUAAUUCACAAAAAAAGUAAUUGUAAACUAGUACUAUUAUGGAAUUACUCUACUGUUCUUUCUUUAAUAGUGGCAAAUGAAAGCAUAAGCUUAAGCAUUUUUUCAUAUUCUGAAGUCUCACCACACAUAAUAACCAAGUGGUAGACUCACAGCCGUCCAACUUAAAAAGGCAGAACCUUACCUUGGAAUUGGAAUUACUGUAAACAGCCUACUGAAAAUGCAUUUUUAUCAUGUAACAUUCUUCUACUUGUUUAACAUUGCUGAUUUUCUCUGGCAGCAUAAUUUUGUGGUUAAGAGAAUGAAUUCUGAAUGUACACUUUCUGUCUCAAACCCUGGCUGUAAUUUCAACUAGUUAAUAAUUCUUUGUGUUCAGUUCCACUAUCUAGGUAUUUUCUUCAAAACUUCAAAAGGUAAAUACAAUGGUUUCUGAAAGAAUCAUUUGCAUUAUCAGCCUGUUUGGGAUGUCUGAGAUCAGUGCCUCUGGGUUGUUAAUACUGUAUUGCUGUAUGGUAUAUGUAUGCUGAUUUACUACUUAUGCAUAAGUGGUAUGCAUGGGUUGUCUGAAAUCAGUGCCUAUGGGUUGUUAAUAGUAUUAACUAUUAGUGUUAACUGUUAGUAUUAACUAUUAGUAUUAUUAACACUAAUAAUAGUACUAUUACUGUUUUUAUUUUAAAAUAAAAUUUACUUUUAAAAUAAUAAUAGUACUAUUACUAGUACUAGUACUAUGACACUGUUAAUAGUACUAUUAACAACCCAUAGGCACUUGGGAUGUCUGAGAUCAGUGCCUAUGGGUUGUUAAUACUAUAUUGCUGUAUGGUAUAUGCAUGCUGAUUUACCACUUAUGCAUAGAUAUAUCUUUAAUAAGUAAUCUAAAAAUCCUUUUUGUAUUUGAGAGAAUCUACUAAGUUCAGUCCAGUCAAGAAAAGAACCUAAUAGCACCAAUAAAAAUUGAGGACUUAAUUUACUUUGGAAUGUUGAAUUGCAUUUGCCCCAUUAAAAAAAACAGAAAUUU